CUCAAUGCGCGUGUAUCAUAUUUACAAAAUAUUAACCAAUCCAGAAAUUAACAUAUGAAACAUCAGUAUUACAUGCAGGAAUAAAAUACGAAUUUUAUUAGUAUUAUGUAGUGUAGCGAGUGUAUUGAAUGUUUUGAUAACCUUUAAUAUUUAAAUGAUUGCUUGAUUAAUGUAUGCAGCGUGAGAAAAUAUCCAUAUGAUAAAAAGGUAGAGAAUACAAUUUAGAAACAAAUAGUCCAGGUGAUGAAUAGAGGACGAUUACAGGAAUGGGUUACUCUGUGGUCAAAAGAUCCAUCAUCAAAGGGCGGAGGGACAAAAUUUGGAACUGGCGCUGCCGAUGGAGCAUUGUGACGAUAGCGGCCAUAGCGCUAAUAUUCUACAACGCCGUUGCCAACAUCUGGUUGUUGCACCCCACCGCUUGUCCCGUCAUCUCAACUGCCUCUCCCUCAGAUCCUCCAUCGUGCGAACCAUGCAUAGACACGGUACCGAAUAGCGCAAUCGACGACGAUCCGAUCGCGAAACUCGACUUGCGAUUAGGAAGGUGGGACGGAUCUCGAAGCUACAGACUCUUCGAUUACGCGGCUGUGGGAGAGCUAUACUCUGAAGUGUCGAGCAACAGUAAGGUGUGCCUCGCCACUCAGAGCUCCAUAGAACGGCUCCACGAGCUGCUAAGAAUAGCCGCGCACUGGACUGGACCUAUAUCAGUGGCUGUAUUUGUCGCUGGAGAUGAACUAAGACUUUUGAGAGCGUUCACGACAUGGCUAUUUCGAUGUCAACCAGAAAUAUAUUCAAGAGUUGCCUUACAUAUUGCGACACCAGCAGAAAGACCAGGAGUGCACGGUGUAGUACCGAGCUGGGCAAGGGAUUGCCGCUCGAAGCCGUUGCCUCCAGGAGAAAGAAGGGCAGAUACAGUAGCUUGGAGGGCACGACAUCCAUACCCUCAGAACCAUAUGAGGAAUCAAGCACGGAAGAACUGUCAUACUUCUUACGUUUUUCUUGUCGAUGUGGAUAUCGUGCCGUCUAAGGGGAUGGCAGCAUCGCUCGAUAAGUUCUUGACAACAGCACCUAAAUGCUCGCUCUGUGCCUAUGUUGUUCCGACAUAUGAACUAGACAAACGCGUGGCGACCUUCCCUAGCAGCAAGUCAGAACUUUUACGCCUCUCCAGAAAUAAAUUAGCCAUUCCGUUUCAUAGAAAAGUGUUUAUUUACAACCAGUACGCUUCUAAUUUUUCUAGAUGGGAGGCGAGUGGAGGCAACGAGACCAGCGAGACCCACAUCUCCCAUAACGUGACCAACUUCGAGCUGUUGUACGAGCCCUUCUACGUGGCUCCGGACACUGUACCUGCUCAUGAUGAACGGUUUCUGGGCUACGGCUUCACGAGGAAUACACAGGUAUACGAAAUGUUUUUAAUAGGUUAUCAGUUCAGGGUCCUGUCACCGAUCUUCACGAUCCACUGGGGUCUCCAGGCGAGGCGUAACCGUCCUCUCUGGCGCGAGAAGCAAAACGAGAAAAACCGAAAGCAUUUCGAGACUUUCAAACGCGAACUGUUCGCUAGAUAUAGGAGGGAUCCUCUACAUCUCCUGAAGAGACCACAGCAGAAGAAAACAUAGGCUUCGCAAGGCCGUGCGACUGCUGUUGCCGGCCUUAUAGUGACACUUGUGUUUUGGACAAUAUGAUCGUUGGUUGUAUUGGCACAAUUAGACCAAUGUUUGGACAAAUUUGGCUUUUGUAGUGUAGCCUGUAUAUUGUAUAUUUUGGUCAGUUAACCGUUAUUUUGGCCUAAGCUAGAUUAUUUUAAUGUGACUUAAUAUUUUCAAAAAAGAAGACCGUGGCUGAUGUACGUAAACCGUAAAUGUUAAUAUUUACUACCAGAAUUGACGUAGGCUGUGCUGUCUUUUUGGAAACAGAGCACCGUAAUGCUCAAAUAUAGUUUGGUGGUAGGGCGUGCAAGGGUUGGCACCUCCGCCAAUAUUGGAUUCUGUUUGGAUAUGAAUGUCCUUUUUCCAAUGUUAUUGGCACUUCCGAUAUGAUUUUUUCACACCUGAAUGUGGAGGCCUUUCGUAAUGGCUAGAUC
Molecule: messenger RNA, 2074 nt
Organism: Bombyx mandarina (wild silkworm)
Lineage: Eukaryota; Metazoa; Arthropoda; Insecta; Lepidoptera; Bombycidae
Product: beta-1,4-glucuronyltransferase 1
Biological process (GO): protein O-linked glycosylation via mannose
Cellular component (GO): Golgi apparatus
Molecular function (GO): glucuronosyltransferase activity
Source: RefSeq, a predicted model, not a curated record